Messenger RNA from Sesamum indicum (sesame), 2979 nucleotides. Its product is annotated as pyrophosphate-energized membrane proton pump 3. Gene Ontology annotation, biological process: proton transmembrane transport. Gene Ontology annotation, molecular function: inorganic diphosphate phosphatase activity; diphosphate hydrolysis-driven proton transmembrane transporter activity. Gene Ontology annotation, cellular component: membrane. NCBI's taxonomy places the organism in Eukaryota, Viridiplantae, Streptophyta, Magnoliopsida, Lamiales, Pedaliaceae. The record is from RefSeq and is a predicted model, not a curated record.
UGUAUGGUGGAUCAGUAAACCCAGCACUCACUAACCCACCGGCUAAAUGGCAGAAAGAUAUAGAGAUUCCGCCGUGGAGUCAGCCCUCCCUAAAUCAAUUACUCUCACAUCGCCAAUCUGAAAACCCUAGCCCACCGGAAUCAUGAAUCACUCGACAGUCCAGGUGUGAAGAAUUUGAAGCAACACGGGAACUGGUUGAACGAAACAGGAGAAACGUUUCUUGAUUCCUAAAAUUCUCAGCUUCUUUUCUGAUUUUCAGUGCCAUUGUAACAAAAUUCAAGAUACAGCGACAAGGUUCAGGGGGCGACUUGCCCCAGAGUGGCGAGUUUAACCCUUUCCCUGUAGCACGGAGGGUGAACUCCUUCCAAGCUGUUGCAAUGGAUGAUGAUAUGGAGGGUGGGCUUUAUCAGGAAAGGACGAGGACAUUCCCUAACAUGCGCAGUAAACCUUACUCACCUCUGAUCUUUCGUUUGCUCAUGAGAAUAAACAGUCGUGUUCUUGUGGUGCUUUUGCUCUUUGGACUUGGAGCUCUCUUUUAUAUUGGUGCAAGUACCUCGCCAAUUAUUGUGUUUGUAUACUCAGUUUGCAUAAUCAGUUUUCUUGUGUCGAUAUACCUUACUAAGUGGGUACUUUCUAAGGAUGAGGGACCUCCUGAGAUGGUUCAGAUAUCAGAAGCUAUACGUGAUGGUGCUGAAGGUUUCUUUAGGACCCAAUAUGGGACUAUCUCAAAGAUGGCUAUUUUACUAGGAUUAGUAAUCCUGAGCAUAUACCUGUUUCGUAGUACGACACCACAGCAAGAAUCUUCUGGUUUGGGGAGGUCAACAUCUGCUUAUAUUACUGUUGCUGCUUUUCUUCUUGGGGCUCUUUGCUCUGGUAUUGCUGGCUAUGUUGGAAUGUGGGUCUCUGUGCGUGCAAAUGUUCGUGUAUCAAGUGCAGCAAGACGAUCUGCAAGAGAGGCAUUGCAGAUUGCUGUUCGCGCUGGUGGAUUUUCUGCUUUGGUGGUUGUUGGAAUGGCUGUCAUUGGUAUUGCUGUUCUUUAUGCCACCUUUUAUGUUUGGUUGGAGGUUGAUUCACCAGGUGCCAUGAAGGUUUCUGAUUUGCCCCUUCUGCUUGUUGGAUAUGGUUUUGGAGCUUCAUUUGUUGCGCUUUUUGCUCAGUUGGGUGGUGGAAUAUAUACAAAAGCAGCUGAUGUUGGAGCUGACCUUGUCGGAAAGGUGGAGCAGGGUAUUCCUGAAGAUGAUCCACGUAAUCCUGCAGUCAUUGCUGAUCUGGUCGGAGACAAUGUUGGCGACUGUGCUGCUCGUGGUGCCGAUCUGUUUGAAAGUAUUGCUGCAGAAAUAAUAAGUGCAAUGAUACUUGGUGGAACAAUGGCGCAACGGUGUAAAAUUGAGGAUCCAUCAGGCUUCAUUCUGUUUCCUCUUGUUGUUCACUCAUUUGACCUGGUAAUAUCUUCAGUCGGGAUCUUUUCUAUUCGAAAUACACGUGACUCUGGAAUCAUUGGUGCUAUGGAGGAUCCAAUGAAAAUUCUUCAGAAAGGAUAUUCUGUAACAGUAGUUUUAGCUGUUCUUACAUUUGGUUUGUCCACACGCUGGAUGCUGUAUACUGAACAAGCACCUUCUGCUUGGUUGAACUUUGCCUUGUGUGGUUUGGUUGGCAUUAUGACGGCUUAUAUCUUUGUAUAUAUCACAAAGUAUUACACCGAUUACAAGCAUGAACCUGUUCGCACAUUAGCACUUUCUAGCUCCACGGGACAUGGAACUAAUAUAAUUGCUGGAGUUAGUUUGGGUCUGGAGUCAACAGCUCUUCCUGUUCUUGUUAUUAGUAUUUCUAUUAUCUCAGCAUUUUGGCUGGGCCAAACUUCCGGGCUGGUUGAUGAGUCUGGAAGUCCAACUGGUGGGUUAUUUGGAACAGCUGUUGCGACCAUGGGAAUGCUCAGUACAGCAGCUUAUGUGCUCACAAUGGAUAUGUUUGGUCCAAUAGCUGAUAAUGCCGGUGGAAUUGUUGAGAUGAGUCAACAGCCUGAAAGUGUACGUGAAAUUACUGAUGUUCUUGAUGCGGUUGGAAAUACUACAAAAGCUACGACCAAAGGAUUUGCAAUUGGAUCUGCAGCACUGGCAUCUUUUCUUCUGUUUAGCGCUUAUAUGGAUGAAGUAGCUUCAUUUGCACAUGUAGCCUUUAAUCAGGUUGACAUUGCCAUACCUGAAGUGUUUAUUGGUGGAUUGUUGGGCUCUAUGCUUAUAUAUCUGUUUAGUGCAUGGGCCUGUGCUGCAGUUGGUCGAAGUGCUCAAGAGGUAGUUAAUGAAGUAAGGAGACAGUUUAUUGAGAGACCGGGGAUCAUGGAUUACAAGGAGAAACCUGAUUAUGGUCGAUGUGUAUCUAUUGUUGCUUCUGCGUCUUUAAGGGAGAUGAUAAAGCCUGGAGCGUUGGCUAUUAUAUCACCUAUAGUUGUUGGUUUUCUAUUCCGGGUGCUAGGCUAUUAUACAGGUCAUCCUCUGCUUGGUGCAAAGGUUGUGGCUGCCAUGUUGAUGUUUGCAACAGUCUCUGGUAUCCUCAUGGCUCUAUUCCUCAACACUGCUGGAGGUGCUUGGGAUAACGCAAAGAAAUACAUUGAAACUGGCGCUUUAGGAGGCAAAGGGAGUGACUGCCACAAAGCAGCAGUUACUGGUGAUACAGUGGGAGAUCCAUUCAAGGAUACUGCAGGACCAUCUCUUCAUGUUCUCAUCAAAAUGCUGGCUACCAUAACUCUCGUGAUGGCUCCCAUCUUCCUGUGAAUGUUGUCGCUCCAGUAAAUGGCACUAUUACCCGGAAACACUCCUCUAUGCAUAUACACUUUUGAGUUUUUUGAUGUAAUUGAUGGUGCCUACUCAAUUUAAAGUCAAUAGUAACAUCAUUUUUUUUUUCUAGCUUAUUUGAAUAAGAGAUUUAGUAAGUUGCUGGUUGGUUUGUCACUGAUAGUUAAUAUUCCUGCUUUCCUUUUUA